Dendronephthya gigantea is the source of this 816-nucleotide messenger RNA. RefSeq names its product scavenger receptor cysteine-rich type 1 protein M130-like. The record is from RefSeq and is a predicted model, not a curated record. NCBI's taxonomy places the organism in Eukaryota, Metazoa, Cnidaria, Anthozoa, Malacalcyonacea, Nephtheidae. The transcript has 4 exons. Gene Ontology annotation, cellular component: membrane. Gene Ontology annotation, molecular function: protein binding. Bases 1 to 816 code for a protein of 271 amino acids.
AUGACGUCUUCAUCCAUACAUGAACAUUUGCCAUGUCGCUACAAUGAUUACCGAUGUAGAAGUGGCCAGUGUGUUAAUUCAAAUUCUUACUGUAACGGUCGUUAUGAUUGUUACGAUGGAAGUGAUGAAGAUAACUGUCAUUCAAGGGUGAACCAAACCAGCGCUCCGGUUCAACCAUCGCUAACAGACGUAAGAAUUGUUGAUGGUUCAUACAAUGAAGGACGAGUGGAGGUUUAUUAUAACGGCACAUGGGGAACAGUUUGUGAUGAUGGUUGGGACAUGAACGAUGCUCGUGUUGUCUGCAGACAGCUUGGUUUUCAUGAUGCAGAAGCUGCUUAUCAGGGUAGUAAUGUUCGCGAUGGAACCGGACAGAUUUGGCUUGAUAAUGUUAAUUGUAGAGGUUCUGAGUCGUCGCUAUUUUUAUGCAGUCAUCGAGGAUGGGGAAAUCACAACUGUGGUCACAGUGAAGACGCUGGUGUUCGAUGUAGAGUUAAUGGAGACGUAAGAAUUGUUGAUGGUUCAUACAAUGAAGGACGAGUGGAGGUUUAUUAUAACGGCAGAUGGGGAACAGUUUGUGAUGAUGGUUGGGACAUGAACGAUGCUCGUGUUGUCUGCAGACAGCUUGGUUUUCAAGAUGCAAAAGCUGCUUAUCAGGGUCGUAAUGUUAGCGAUGGAACUGGACAGAUUUGGCUUGAUGAAGUUGAUUGUAGAGGUUCUGAGUCAUCGCUAUUUUCAUGCAGUCAUCGAGGAUGGGGAAUUCACAACUGUGGUCACAGUGAAGACGCUGGUGUUCGAUGUGGAGUCAAUGGAGGUUAG